GACUGGACUGAACCGAAUGAUAUGCCAGCUACGAGUUAGGUAUAAAGAAAGAAAGAGUAGUCCUCAGAGGCAGUUAAGUGAGUUGGAGGAUCAACAAAGAAACCUCCUGCUUUUGGAUUUCACGAUCUCUGUGAGUGUGUGUGUGUGAAAUGCAGUCCAAUUGACGGCACCUACAAAACAAGUACAAGGUUAUUAUUAUUACCAAAUUCUCUCAAUUAUUGUACUCUAUCUCUUUUAUUUCACAAACAUUGUUUCAAAUCAAACACUUCCACUCACUCAGAAAGAUUUAGAACACAAUCUAGAAUUUGACAUGGAGGUGGAACACUCUAUAGAAGCUGUUCCUUCACACAAAGACUCCAAAUUGUACGAUGAUGAUGACCGUCUCAAAAGAACAGGAACGGUUUGGACAACAAGUUCGCACAUAAUAACAGCAGUUGUAGGAUCAGGAGUGUUGUCGUUAGCAUGGGCCAUAGCUCAGUUGGGUUGGGUAAUUGGUCCUUCUGUUAUGAUUUUCUUCAGUCUCAUCACUUGGUAUACUUCAUCACUUCUAGCUGAAUGUUAUCGAAUUGGUGAUCCUCAUUACGGAAAGAGGAACUAUACUUUCAUGGAAGCUGUUCACACCAUUCUAGGAGGUUUCAAUGACACCCUUUGUGGGAUAGUUCAGUACACAAAUCUUUACGGAACUGCAAUAGGAUACACAAUUGCGGGUGCCAUUAGCAUGAUGGCAAUAAAAAGGUCUGACUGUUUGCAUUCCUCAGGAGGAAAAGACUCAUGUCACAUUUCAAGCAAUCCAUACAUGAUAGCAUUUGGAGUAAUCCAAAUUUUCUUUUCUCAAAUUCCAGAUUUUGAUAAAAUGUGGUGGCUCUCAAUAGUUGCAGCAAUCAUGUCUUUCACCUAUUCCUUUAUUGGCCUUGGACUAGCAAUUGCCAAAGUUGCAGAAAAUGGUUCCUUCAAGGGUAGCCUCACAGGAGUAAGCAUUGGAACUGUGACAAAAGCCCAAAAAGUAUGGGGAACUUUCCAAGCUCUUGGCAACAUAGCCUUUGCAUAUUCAUAUUCUCAAAUUCUCAUUGAAAUUCAGGACACCAUAAAAAAUCCACCAUCUGAAGUAAAAACAAUGAAGCAAGCCACAAAGAUAAGUAUAGGCGUGACAACUGCAUUUUAUAUGCUUUGUGGCUGCAUGGGUUAUGCAGCAUUUGGAGACACAGCACCAGGGAACUUACUCACUGGAAUUUUUAAUCCAUAUUGGCUCAUUGAUAUUGCUAAUGCUGCUAUCGUAAUUCACCUUGUGGGAGCAUACCAAGUAUACGCGCAACCCUUCUUUGCUUUCGUCGAGAAAAUUGUGAUAAAAAGAUGGCCUAAAAUAAACAAAGAAUACAGAAUUCCAAUUCCUGGUUUUCAUCCUUACAAUCUAAAUCUAUUCAGAUUAAUAUGGAGGACUAUAUUUGUGAUCACAACCACUGUGAUAGCAAUGCUGAUUCCUUUCUUCAAUGAUGUUUUGGGAUUACUUGGAGCAGUAGGGUUUUGGCCUUUAACAGUCUAUUUUCCAGUGGAGAUGUAUAUCAAACAAAAAAAGAUCCCAAAAUGGAGUUAUAAAUGGAUUAGUAUGCAAAUUUUAAGUGUUGUAUGUCUUGUAGUAUCAGUUGUGGCUGUUGUUGGGUCAGUGGCAAGUAUUCAGCUUGAUCUGAAGAAAUACAAACCAUUCACCAUGUAACAUUUGUGGAUGUAAAAAGCAACUUGGGUAGUGAUUUAUGUGGUUUUUGUAUCAUUAUCCAUUGAAUAAACAAUACUACAAUAGUGUUAGUUGAAUAUUAUCCUUUUCCAUAAGAAAGAAUCUUUAAAUUUAGAUGCACCUAAAUAAAUGUAUAUACUUCUCCGUUACUGUGAGUAACAAAUUGAAGGUCUUGCUUUCUUUGGGAGAAAGUGGAUGGGAGCAUAGGAAAGAAACAAUUUUAAUGUAAGUUAUUUGAAUUUAAUUUUUUGAAGCAUGGAGUGGAGCUGAGUAUAGCCAAGAAAGCAUUGUAGAUGUUAUUAUUUUUUGACAAUACAAGUCAUUAUUUA
This is a messenger RNA of Medicago truncatula (barrel medic), 2058 nucleotides long. Its product is annotated as amino acid permease 2. Lineage: Eukaryota; Viridiplantae; Streptophyta; Magnoliopsida; Fabales; Fabaceae. The coding region runs from base 311 to 1711 and encodes 466 amino acids. The transcript is spliced from 7 exons. The record is from RefSeq and is a predicted model, not a curated record.